AUUGGAGGUAAAGAAGUGAUACCUCAUUCAAAACCAUUUAUGGCUCUAAUUAAAGAAAAAAAUGGACAAAAUCUUUGUGGAGGAGCUUUGAUCAAAGAAAACUGGGUGUUAACAGCUGCUCACUGCAAAAUGAAAAGAAGCGAAGUUAUUCUUGGAGCUCAUUCAAUACAAGGAAGAGAGAAAGAAAAACAAGUUUUUCAGAUUGCAAAAUAUAUUCCCUACCCACCCUACUCUUGUAAUAAAGAAGAAAAUGAUAUAAUGCUCCUGCAGCUUAAAAAAAGAGCAAAAAUUACUAAAGCUGUGAAACUCAUUCCAUUGCCAAACUCAGAGGAUGACCCCAAAGAAGGAACAGUUUGUACAGUAGCAGGAUGGGGGAAAACUCGUAAUUAUGGGAACAAAUCCUCUAGUACACUAAGGGAAGUCAAUGUCACCGUCAUCAACAGAAGAAUAUGCAACGACUCGAAGCAUUACAAAGGCAAACCGGUCAUAACAGAGAAUAUGAUAUGUGCUGGCGAUAGGAAAGGAGGAAAGGACACGUGUUCUGGAGAUUCAGGUGGACCGUUAAUAUGCAAAGGUGUGAUGAGAGGCAUCACUGCUUUUGGAAAAGUCAACAAGUGUGGCAGUGUUGACGGCCCUGGUAUCUACAUUCGACUCACAAAGCAAAAGCUUAAAUGGAUAAGAAAUACCAUAGGGGGAGAUUUACAGACUGCAUUUUGAUCAGCCGAUUUCCUACUCCGUGCUUGUGUGUUAAAAUCCUGUGUUGCAAUAUACAUUAUAAGAUAGCUUCAUGUAAAAAAGUAUUCCCGUGCUGAGCUUUAGCAG
Messenger RNA from Nothoprocta perdicaria, 822 nucleotides. It is a transcript of the gene GZMA, whose product is annotated as granzyme A. Bases 40 to 717 code for a protein of 225 amino acids. Gene Ontology annotation, molecular function: serine-type endopeptidase activity. Lineage: Eukaryota; Metazoa; Chordata; Aves; Tinamiformes; Tinamidae. The record is from RefSeq and is a predicted model, not a curated record. The transcript is spliced from 4 exons. Gene Ontology annotation, biological process: proteolysis.